Pestalotiopsis fici W106-1 is the source of this 939-nucleotide messenger RNA. RefSeq lists its product as uncharacterized. Bases 1 to 939 code for a protein of 312 amino acids. The record is from RefSeq and is a predicted model, not a curated record. The transcript has a single exon. NCBI's taxonomy places the organism in Eukaryota, Fungi, Ascomycota, Sordariomycetes, Amphisphaeriales, Sporocadaceae.
AUGGACUUGAAAGCUCCUCCCGCUCUAAACCUCCCGCCAGAUGAAGACCCUCCCAGCUAUGCACCAGCCAGCUAUAAUACAGCCAAUGUAGGGCCCCACAUCCUAACCGAUGAGAAGGCAUACGACGCCGUUAGUAUCGGCUCCGUCAUCUCGCAGGCCCCGGGCUUCAACCCGACGAUCCACCUGGCCAUUGAGACGCUAGGCUUUGACCUUAACGUUUUCAACUCGCGCAACUGGAACGGCGACCAGGCUAUUCCCGUGUUUCGCAUGCAUCCAGGCGCAACGCCUGACUUGCCCUUUGAGCGCGCCGAGCAGCCCGAGUACAUCUCGGUGCGGCCCAAGAAGAACUCCAACUCGUGCGCCCUAGUACGCGGCGAUGACCCGGCGCAGACCCCCCUGAUCUCCACAGUCUACCGAUGGGGGCCUGGCCGUGACCCGCACAUGCGCAUCUACGGACCUAACGAGCAAAUCUCGGUUGCCGAUGCCGUCGACAAGGACAAGCAUAUAGCCAACGAGUUCGAGGUCAAGACGCAUUUCAUCACCUCGCGCUCCGCUAGCAUGGUCUCACCGUUUGGCAAGUUCGAGUGGCGCUAUGGUAAGAGGUCGGAGAAAAAGGAGUAUGCUGCCGAUUCGCUGCUGGUCUGCGACCGGCUUGACUCACCCAAUGCCCCCACCAAUGCUUCUUCGUCGUCCAAGAAGGACUCGCGCGUCCGGAUCGCUCAGCUGAUUAGAAAUGAAGAGUACCGUGCGCAGGGCUCGAAGAAGAGAUGGGUUGGCGGCAAUGGCGGGCGUUUGAUGCUCGAUCUUGGAGAUUGGGUGGGCCGGGAGAAGAGUGGUGUUGUCGAGGAGGUUGAGGCGGUACUUGUUGCGGGAUGUCUACUCAUGUUAAAGCGAGAGACGGACCGCCAGAAGGACAACCAGCUUGCUGCUAUCACUUGA